CUCACAGAGAUCCUCCUGCCUCUACCUCCGAAGUGCUGGGAUUAAAGGCGGGUCCACUACACCCGGGGGGAGAUACCUAACAGAUAUUAUCUUCCACAGUUCAACAUAAAGCUAAUAAGAAAAGUUUCGGUUGGAUCCUGAAAUUUGACCCCAAGGCAAUGUUGCAGAAGACAGUGCUCUUACUGGCCCUGGUGGCUCGGGUCCUGCUGCUGGAGAAUGGCCUCCUGCGGACGCCACCCAUGGGUUGGCUGGCCUGGGAACGGUUCCGGUGCAACGUCAACUGCGACGAGGACCCGAAGAACUGCAUCAGUGAACGGCUCUUCAUGGAGAUGGCUGACCGGCUGGCCCAGGAUGGAUGGCGGGACCUGGGCUAUGUAUACCUCAACAUCGAUGACUGCUGGAUUGGUGGGCGUGAUGCCACGGGCCGCCUGCUGCCUGAUCCCAAGCGCUUCCCUCAUGGGAUUCCCUUCCUGGCUGACUAUGCUCAUUCCCUGGGUCUGAAGCUGGGCAUCUAUGAGGACAUGGGCAAAAUGACCUGCAUGGGUUACCCUGGCACCACACUAGACAAAGUGGAACUGGAUGCGGAAACCUUCGCAGAGUGGAAGGUGGACAUGCUGAAGCUGGACGGCUGUUUCUCCACUGCCAGGGAACGGGCAGAGGGGUACCCCAAGAUGGCUGCUGCCCUGAAUGCCACAGGCCGUCCCAUCGCCUUUUCUUGCAGCUGGCCAGCCUACGAAGGGGGCCUACCGCCCAAGGUGAACUACACUCUGAUGUCCCGCAUCUGCAAUCUGUGGCGCAACUACGAGGACAUCCAGGACUCCUGGAAGAGUGUGCUGUCCAUCCUGGACUGGUUCGUGAAGCACCAGGACGUGCUGCAGCCAGUAGCAGGUCCCGGGCACUGGAACGACCCAGACAUGCUGCUCAUCGGGAACUUUGGCCUGAGCUUUGAGGAAUCCCAGGCCCAGAUGGCCCUAUGGACAAUGCUGGCAGCCCCCCUCUUCAUGUCCACGGACCUGCGGACCAUCUCCCCCCAGAACAUAGACAUUCUCCAGAAUCCACUCAUGAUCAAAAUCAAUCAGGACCCCUUAGGCAUCCAGGGACGCAGGAUCUUCAAGAGUAAAUCCCACAUCGAAGUGUUCAAGCGGCAUCUGUCUAAUAAUGCUAGGGCCCUGGUCUUCUUCAGCCGCAGGACAGACAUGCCUUACCGCUUCCAUUGCUCCCUUCUGGAACUGAAAUUCCCCAGAUCCCAAGUGUAUGAGGGCCAGAACGUUUUCACAGGCGAUAUCAUCAGUGGCCUCCAGAGUGAAACCAACUUCUCCGUGAUCAUUAGUCCUUCAGGGGUUGUGAUGUGGUACCUUUAUCCUGUCAAGAACCUGGGGCUACCCACGCGGUUGUCCCACGUGUGAGGACCCAAGAAUGACAGGCGAUG
Molecule: messenger RNA, 1429 nt
Organism: Acomys russatus (golden spiny mouse)
Lineage: Eukaryota; Metazoa; Chordata; Mammalia; Rodentia; Muridae
Gene: Naga
Product: alpha-N-acetylgalactosaminidase
Exons: 9
Coding region: 159-1406 (415 amino acids)
Biological process (GO): glycoside catabolic process; glycosylceramide catabolic process; oligosaccharide metabolic process
Cellular component (GO): cytoplasm
Molecular function (GO): alpha-galactosidase activity
Source: RefSeq, a predicted model, not a curated record